Molecule: messenger RNA, 783 nt
Organism: Plutella xylostella (diamondback moth)
Lineage: Eukaryota; Metazoa; Arthropoda; Insecta; Lepidoptera; Plutellidae
Source: RefSeq, a predicted model, not a curated record
CAUAGGUUUAUUUUAUUACUCGCGAACAUAACUAAUACUUAAUUAGUGAGGUCUAGUCAUUUUAAUUAAAAGUUAGUUAAAUACCUAGUUACCUCAUCAUUUACAAUGAGUUUAAAUGAUAAUAUUUCGUUCUGUGUAAGUUUAAUGUUAUUGGCUGGUGCUGUGUUGACAUUACCACAAAACAUGCAGGACUUAGUUGGAUUCCCUGAAACAGAAGAAGUGGAAAGUGAUAAGAAUAAAGAGGGUCGCCAGCCAAUCUACGCACCCGUGAUUUGCGCUGAGAAUGAGCUGUACUACCCGGGGGACCAGAAAGACGACUGGAUCUGUGAUUGCAGACCAGCGUUCCUCUACCACCCAACCACCGACGCGUGCUGGCCGGCGUACCGCAAGGGCCCGUGCAGCCAGGGCGAGUACUUAGUACUGAAGAGCACCUCCGUCAUCCCAGUGUGCGUGAGGAACCCCUGCUACGGAGACAACUUCGUCGUGUGGAACGCCAAGUGCGUGCAGCUGGGUACUACGGAACCCUGCGCCUUGUUUAGCAGAAGGCACCCAUCGGCGAAGGCGCUAGGAGUGAACGCCACGACGCUGGCCGUCAGCUGUCUGGACCUGGCGCUGGAGAACCGCUUCGGGGAAGCCCCGGCCCCGACCACGGUGAAAUGCUUGCCCGGGAGCAAAAGGAAUGUUGAUAAUAAGUGCGGUUAGUUAAUGUGAUGUUAAGAUAAGUAAAUACUUGGUAAUUUAGGUUAGUUUAAGUGAGUAAAUAAAUACUUUUAGACAAUUAUU